AUGCCGGAUGACCAUUUUCGACGGCAUUUUCGACUCUCGAAGGGAACGGUGCGGUUGUUGUGCGAGGAACUGGCGGGGGAACUCGAAGCGGAGCGAGCGACGGGACUGUCGGUGGAGCGAAAGGUGUGUGCGCUGCGCUUCUUUGCCACUGGGAGCUUCCAAGCGUCCGUUGGGAGCGAGGAGACGAUUCAUGUGUCGCAGUCGACAGUGAGCGAGUGCGUGCGACGGGUGGCAGAGGCUGUGGUGAACGCCGGGGCGCGCAACAAGUGGGUGCAUUUUCGUAAGGCGGCCGAGGAAAAGGCAGCCGUGAACGAAGGUUUUCUUCGGCGCGGUGCUAUCCCCGGCGCCAUAGGAUGCGUCGAUGGCAGCCUCGUAGCUAUUGUCGCACCGAAGGGUGAGCGCAAGGCGGCGUUCAUGUGCCGCAAGGGAUACUACGCCCUCAAGUGCAUGUUCAUCUGCGAUGCGGACAUGAAAAUCUUGGCCGUGAACCCUCUGCGACCGGGGUUGGACCACGACGCUUUCGUAUGGCGCACGACAUGGCUGCGCCGGCGGUUUCAAGCGGGCCGCAUCGUGAAUCCCGGGGAAUACCUCCUCGGUGACAGUGGCUUCCCCUUGGAGCCGUGGCUCCUGACCCCAGUUCCUGGCGAUCCUCCAGCGCAGACAGCCGAGGGGCAGUACCACACAGCACAUGGCGCCAUGCGUUCCGUAGUGGAGAGGUGCAUUGGGCUCCUAAAGAGCCGUUUCCGCUGUCUUCAGCGAUAUCGCACCCUCCUCUACGAGCCGGAACGUGCAGCAACAUUGUCACGGCAUGUGCUGUGUUGCACAACCUUCGCCUUUCUGAGGGCAACAUAG
Molecule: messenger RNA, 852 nt
Organism: Dermacentor albipictus
Lineage: Eukaryota; Metazoa; Arthropoda; Arachnida; Ixodida; Ixodidae
Product: putative nuclease HARBI1
Source: RefSeq, a predicted model, not a curated record